GCCGGGAGUGCGGAUGGUGCUGGCUCUCGGGGUUCCAGCCAACUGGUUCUUGAUGUUGUGUCUGGGCCUUCAGUUGGGAGUUCGGAUGGUGCCAGCUCCUUGGUUGCUAGUCCUUCCAGUGUUAACCCCCUGCCUGUGAGUCCAGAUGGUGCCGGCUCGGCGGCAGCUAGCCAAUCAAUCCUGGCUGCUGUCACUAAGUCUGGAUGUUUCGCUGUCUGGUGAGAGUGCGGAUGGUGGCGGCUCUCAAAUGGAUACUCAUGAUAACCAGUUGGAUGAAUUGAACAGUCAGGUCCCCUCUGGGGGGCAAAUUGGUGCUGCUCCAAAUUCUCCUGGUUCUUUGUCUGGGGCU
Molecule: messenger RNA, 349 nt
Organism: Porites evermanni
Lineage: Eukaryota; Metazoa; Cnidaria; Anthozoa; Scleractinia; Poritidae
Source: the annotation of a GenBank genome assembly